CAGCAAUGACGUCCACCCCUCACCCAGCAUCAGAGAAUAAGAACUUCAGAGGAAGGAAUGCAACUUCAUAAAUAGCAAACCACAGCCCCUAAUGGGGAGCAGAGGCAAACCUGCAGGUUAAAAAUUCGUUGCAAGAGAAGCCCAUCCACCCACUCUGCCUGCAGCCCGAGAUGGUUUCAGCUCUAGCGUUUGCUUUUCUCCUCUGCCUCUCUUGUCCUUUUGCAUCAUGUCAGCAGAGAAGGGCAGGAGUCGAAGUUGGGCCAGAAAUGCUGGAAGAGAUGAGACAAACCAACCGUGUGCUGAUGGAAGUCCGGGAAUUGCUGAAAGAUCAGAUUAAGGAGAUAAAAUUCCUGAAGAACACAGUCAUGGAGUGUGAUGCCUGUGGCAUGCACACCGAAGUCACAGGCCCUGCCAUCACCAUGACACAGUUUAACAGAUGCCUCCCAAACCCCUGCUUCCCUGGAGUUACCUGCACCGCGACCGGCACCAGCUUCCGCUGCGGACCCUGCCCCCCCGGGUACUCGGGCAACGGGACCCACUGCACGGAUAUCAAUGAGUGCAACGCAGCCCCCUGCUUCCCGAAGGUCCAGUGCAUUAACACCGCCCCCGGCUUCCGCUGCGAUCCCUGCCCUCCCGGCUUCACUGGGCAACUGGUGGAAGGGGUUGGACUGGCUUAUGCCAGGGCCAACAAACAGGUCUGUACUGACAUCAAUGAAUGUGAGACAGGUGCUGCCAAUAAUUGUGUCCCAAACUCUAUCUGCAUCAACACACGGGGGUCCUACAAGUGCGGGGCUUGUAAACCUGGCUUUGUGGGUGACCAAGUGAGUGGCUGCAGGAACCAGGCAGUGAGACGCUGCCCCAACGGAGAGAUCAGCCCCUGCCACGAGAAGGCUCAGUGCAUCGUGGAGCGCGACGGCUCCUUGUCCUGCGCGUGCCUCGUGGGAUGGGCAGGGAAUGGCUAUGUCUGCGGGAAGGACACGGACAUCGACGGGGUCCCUGACGAGAAGCAGCGCUGCUCGGACAAGAAGUGCCGCAAGGAUAACUGCCUGACUGUCCCCAACUCUGGCCAGGAAGAUGCAGACAGGGAUGGAAUUGGAGAUGCCUGUGACGAUGAUGCUGAUGGAGAUGGGAUAUUAAAUGCUGAGGACAACUGCGUGUUCACCCGCAACGCCGACCAGCGCAACACCGACAGGGACAACUUCGGGGACGCCUGCGACAACUGCCGGCAAGUGAAGAACAACGACCAGCGCGACAUCGACGGCGACGGGCGGGGGGACGAGUGCGACGACGACAUGGACGGAGAUGGGAUCAAAAACCCCAUGGACAACUGCAAGAGAGUUCCUAACCCUGACCAAAAGGAUGCAGAUGGUGAUGGAGUGGGAGAUGCCUGUGACAGCUGUCCAACAGUCAGCAACCCAGACCAGAAAGACACUGAUCACGAUCUAGUGGGAGACGUCUGUGACACCAACCAGGACAGUGAUGGGGACGGGCACCAGGACUCACGGGAUAACUGCCCAACAGUGCCCAACAGCUCCCAGGUGGACACGGACAACGACGGGCUGGGAGAUGAGUGUGAUGAUGAUGAUGAUGAUGAUGGGAUUCCAGAUGAGAAACCUCCAGGCCCUGACAACUGUCGCCUUGUCCCUAACCCUGGCCAAGAAGACUCUGAUGGUGAUGGUGUGGGGAACCUUUGUGAAAAUGACUUCGACAGAGACAUGGUGAUCGACAGGAUUGAUGUGUGCCCAGAGAAUGCAGAGGUGACACUAACAGACUUCAGGGCUUUCCAGACUGUUGUGUUGGACCCAGAGGGUGAUGCACAGAUUGACCCCAACUGGAUUGUCCUCAACCAGGGCAUGGAAAUCGUCCAGACCAUGAACAGUGAUCCUGGCCUGGCUGUAGGCUACACAGCAUUCAAUGGAGUGGACUUCGAGGGCACAUUCCACGUCAACACUGCCACAGAUGAUGACUAUGCUGGCUUCAUCUUUGGCUACCAGGACAGCUCCAGCUUUUACGUGGUCAUGUGGAAGCAGAUGGAACAGACAUAUUGGCAGGCAAACCCCUUCCGAGCCGUGGCAGAGCCUGGAAUUCAACUGAAGGCAGUGAAGUCGAAAACAGGCCCUGGGGAGUAUCUCCGCAAUUCCCUCUGGCACACGGGAGACACCACAGACCAGGUGAAGCUGCUGUGGAAAGACCCUCGGAAUUCCGGCUGGAAGGACAAGACGUCCUACCGCUGGUUCCUGCAGCACCGGCCUCAGGUGGGAUACAUCAGAGCUCGCUUCUAUGAAGGCCCUGAAGUCGUAGCAGACACUGGAGUUGUCCUCGACACAACCAUGCGAGGAGGACGCCUGGGAGUCUUCUGCUUCUCCCAGGAGAACAUCAUCUGGUCCAACCUGCGUUACCGCUGCAAUGACACCAUUCCAGAAGACUACGAAACAUUCAGAGUUCAGCAGGACUAACCUCCCAUGUAAACAUCUCUCCAGCCAAACUCGCUUUGACACCCCCGUGCUCAGCUGCCCCUCGCUGGCUCUGCUCUCCUGCGCCGCCCCAGGGACUUCUCUGGCAUCUUUUCCACCACAGCAACUUCCUCUAGAAGCUACAAAACCCAGUUGGAAGGGCAGAGGGUGUAGACAGCAAGUGUGAGCAGGAGCCUGUGCUGCUGCAAACACUGGUUCUCUACACUCCAUGGAGAAAGAUGUGCUGAGGAGCUACCUGUAGUAGCUGGAAUCGUUCUGAGUUUAGCAUGGAUGAUUCCCAGGAAUCUUCUCCCUGCUCCAAGGCUCUUGAGUGUGGAUGUUGUUCUCCUUUUCAAGACCUACUGCAAAGCAAACCCAGCACUAGCCUGGAAAGGACACGGAGGGCAGCCUAUGUACAAGCUGAUCACAAAACAUUAAAAAAAAAACCAACAACCCAAAAAAGCACUUGAAGGAGAGUGUCUUUGUUCUGGAAGGUUGGAUAAUAAAUACUUGGAAUGUUGGAUAAUAAAUAAAAGACUUCUCCUUGGUCA
Messenger RNA from Apus apus (common swift), 3004 nucleotides. RefSeq names its product cartilage oligomeric matrix protein (gene COMP). The transcript has 19 exons. Gene Ontology annotation, molecular function: calcium ion binding. Gene Ontology annotation, biological process: cell adhesion. Gene Ontology annotation, cellular component: extracellular region. The record is from RefSeq and is a predicted model, not a curated record. Lineage: Eukaryota; Metazoa; Chordata; Aves; Apodiformes; Apodidae. The coding region runs from base 171 to 2456 and encodes 761 amino acids.